This is a messenger RNA of Stegodyphus dumicola, 672 nucleotides long. Its product is annotated as A disintegrin and metalloproteinase with thrombospondin motifs adt-1-like. NCBI's taxonomy places the organism in Eukaryota, Metazoa, Arthropoda, Arachnida, Araneae, Eresidae. Gene Ontology annotation, molecular function: metalloendopeptidase activity. The record is from RefSeq and is a predicted model, not a curated record. Gene Ontology annotation, biological process: proteolysis.
GAGGCACCUGACGCAGCUGAAGGCAAUAUUGACCAAUAUUUGGAUAACUUCUGCUCUUGGCAAUCUCUUAAGAAUCCUCCUGUUUCCUCUGAGCUACACUGGGACCACGCCAUCAUGUUAACCGGAUUUGAUCUCCACAAAGUGUCUCUGAAAAAUGAAAAGAAUGCGAAAGUAUUGGGCCUUGCGUGGGUGAAUGGUAUGUGCCGACCUAAGCAUAGCUGCACGUUGAACGAAGGCUCCAAUUUCGAAGCAGCUUUCGUUAUAGCUCAUGAAAUGGGCCACAGUUUAGGAAUGCUACAUGAUGGUCAUGGUAACGAUUGUGAUCCGAGUGUCUAUCUUAUGUCGGAAAAGACUGGCCCGGGGAGGAUAACGUGGUCUUCAUGCAGUAAUGACUACCUGGAUAAGUUUUUCCGAAAAGGUUUGGGUGCUUGCCUUGAAGACGACAACACAUACGUUCUAGAAGGUGUAGACCACGAAUCGAAUGGUAAAUUGCCAGGAGAGAGAUUCGAUCUCGAAGAUCAAUGCCAGCUGUCUCUAGGAAACGAAUUCAAGCCACAUGUUGUUCCGAAGUCUCCGUUCAAUGAUGUAUGCAGAGAACUGUGGUGCGUAUCCGGUCUGUGGGCGUCCGUGGCUCAUCCGGCACUGGAAGGAAGCACUUGUGGAUCUGGGAAA